UCUCCUCUCUAUCUAUCCUUUUCCUCUCUGUCUUCCUGCAUUCACCUCUAUUAUCUGAUUCUGUUCUAUAUUUUCUUUCCAUCCUGUUUUAGUCUCCAUCUCUCCAUGAUGGCACCCAAAAAAGUAGAAUUAAAGAAGGAAGCAGUGAAAAUGUCUCCAGAACCAGAAACGGCUAAAGAACCGGACUUCGACCCACAAAGCAUCAAGAUUGAGUUCAGCACUGAUCAGAUCGAAGAGUUUAAAGAAGCCUUCCAGCUGUUUGACAGAACUGCAGAGAAUCAGAAGAAGAUCUUGUUCUCUCAGUGUGGAGACGUGAUGAGAGCUCUCGGACAAAAUCCGACCAACGCUGAAGUCCUCCGAGUGCUGGGACGACCCAAACCUGAGGACAUGGACAGUAAACUGGUGGACUUUGAGACCUUCCUGCCGAUGCUACAACAUGUGGCUCAGUCCAGAGACAAAGGAACAUACGAGGAUUUUGUGGAAGGCCUGAGAGUUUUUGAUAAAGAAGGAAACGGGUCGGUGAUGGGUGCUGAGCUGAGACAUGUUUUGGUCACUCUGGGAGAGAGGAUGACAGAGGGGGAAGUGGACAACCUGCUGGCAGGACAGGAAGAUGCUAAUGGAUGUAUUAACUAUGAAGCUUUUGUCAAGCACAUCAUGGCUGGCUGAAACAAAAUGUUCCUACUCAGAGAGAAGUUCCUGCUCUCUCCAUGUUCAUGGUUUUGUUCUUAUCUUUAAAAUGAGAACAUCUUACAUCUGGAACUGUUGCUUUUUUGCAGUAAACAAUUUUCUGUUCAGUUGAGAAUCCAGUGUUAAAAUAAAACUUAUAAACAUG
Molecule: messenger RNA, 832 nt
Organism: Perca fluviatilis (European perch)
Lineage: Eukaryota; Metazoa; Chordata; Actinopteri; Perciformes; Percidae
Product: myosin light chain 4-like
Exons: 8
Coding region: 106-666 (186 amino acids)
Cellular component (GO): myosin II complex
Molecular function (GO): calcium ion binding
Source: RefSeq, a predicted model, not a curated record